GGCUCGUGUUUGGUCAGCAGGAGUAACCCAAGUUCUCAGCCGUGUUUCUUUCUCCAGUUCUUUUACCAAAGCUGCAUUGAGGUGAGGCACAAGUGGAGCUGCAGGGGGCCUGCUGGGGGAAAAUAGAUGGCACAAAUCCCCAUGCCAGGAAGGAGCCCAGCUCUCAUGCUGCGCCCGCUGUUGGGGCACAACUGUGCCGCGCAGGUUGGACUCUUCCCUCAGAUCGGCUCUGCAUUCUGUGUGACAUCUUGCUGUGUCAAGUCUGAUUACUCUAAUCUCCAACAGGCUUUCACAAUGAGAAACUCUGCUUAGAAGCUGGGCAUCAGCAGCAUGAAAGCUGCCUUUGUGCCGAUUCUUUGGCAGUGUACAAGCUGGCUGUUAGGUGUAUAAGGGUGAAAAAAAAUGAAUUCUUUACAUGCCUUCCAAAAGAAAACUUUUUUGCUUAUCAUCACGACUUUGAAGAUCUGGUGGUUGCUUUUCUGCCCCUCUUACUCAGCAACUAAAUGGGAGUGCAUGGAGCUGCGUGUUGGUGCCCUUUCCUGCAAUGGAAGCAAGAUGUGUCUGUUCACAUACAGUGGCAUGAAAAGCAUGGCAGAAUAAUAAGGACCUGUUGAGAGUGCAACCUCUUUUUCUCUGCCAUACAAACAUAUACUACAAAACCAAGGACUUUAAAACUGCUGCAAGGGGACAACUCUGAACUCCUAAAAUCAUGGGAGCAACUCACGGGAAGAAGAAAGAAUACUCUCUUCAAUCUGCCUGUCACAAGGAAAAUGGGGAACUUGCUCUCAAUGGCUCAGCAUCUAUGUACUCUGAAAUACAGAGAGAGCGGCCUGAUAUUGGGAAUAUCAUGGCUCAUCCAGACUACUUUGAUGGAAACCCCGAUCUGAUCAAACCUAAAAAGCUGCUCAAUCCUGUGAGAGCCUCUAAAAGCCACCAAGAACUUCACAGGGAGCUCCUUAUGAAUCACAAAAGAGGAUUGGGAGUGGAGAGCAAACCAGAACUUCAACGGGUGCUAGAGCAUCGACGACGAAACCAACUGAUACGACAGAAGAAAGAAGAAGAAGAAGCCAAAAAAUUAAAGUCACCGUUUGAACAAGAGCUCUUGAAGAGGCAACAACGGCUGGAGCAACUGGAAAGGGAACAAGAGAAGGAAGAAGAAAAUGCACCAGAGUUUAUUAAAGUGAAAGAAAACCUGCGGAGGACCUCAGUGGUAACCGGGGCAGAGAAGGUUGCCUAAUGGGCAUGAGCUGAGACCAAAGUGUACGAGAACCUUCUGCUUCUUCAAAUACCUUCAUGCCGACGUCUUUGUAAACAGUGGACAUUCGCAGUCUGUGUCUUUUGGGGCGACUUCCCGUUUAUUAAUGCUUGCUCCAAUUGAAAUCCCAAGAAGGGCAUUUUCAUGCAGCCAAGAGUGACACCCAAACAAAAGUGGGGUGUUCUACCAGAGGAGAAAACAGUGAGGGAAGACCGAAUGAGCAAGACCUAGCCUUCUCUGCAAGGAGCGGCACCGCGUUAAUGCCCCUUCUUCGUCGCUUAUGAUUAACCCUCAGCCUAACCCUUUAAGACUAUGUUCAGAUGUAAACAUUUGGGGAGUGGGGAAAAUGCUAUGCAAAGAACGGGUUGUUAUUGUUUCAAACUACACUGCCAGUAUCAAAAUCUCUGGUACACAAAGCUAACUGUUAGGAGGAGUUUGUUAGAAAACCAGUGAGGAUGGCAAAAAAGGGAAAUAUCCAUCAGCAGGGAAAAUUUUAGCUUGUUUUAAAGCAUAUCUGUCUGGAUUUGCAUAACCUGUGCUGUAUCUACCACAACAUUAUCCAUUGAAUGCAAUUGUUUCAAUCGACCAUUGCAAUACAUAUACACAGAUACUUUUUUUGAGAUUAGGGAUGGUCAUAGCAUGUAAGGUUUCCUUUGCAAUGCAAAUAAUUCCCAAAAUAGCAGGCUAGGCAAGUUACUAUGGAAAGAGCGCACUGGGCUAUUCUGUAUAGUUGGGCAGACCCUUCCCAAAUUUGUAGAGAAACGUUUAAUGCUUGGACUCUGAAACGAGGAGCAAGGAAAAUGUGUCAGGAGAAACCUCUGGGAGCUACUCAAAAAGGUAAUAGAAAUCACACUUACAGAAUAUGUAUAUUGAUCCAGAACUUUUUGAUAGCGAAACCAGGAUUGUUAUAAGAAAACGAGUGAAAUUGGGAAAUUAGGAGACAGAGGAAACAGCAGUGCAUGUGUGGAGGCCAAAACAACAACAACAACCCAAGAACAAAGGUUGGUUUGACACUGAUGCCCAUUGAGGCUUUGCUUUUACGCACAAUUAGUGGGAAAUGGAAUUGAAAGAGAAGUUCCACAGUGUAUUAAUACAUCAUCGCCUAGUGUUCAGCUAUGCAGCUAUACCUUUCUCCCAGCCAAGAUCCAAAUAUAAUGUUUACUCACAACUAAAUCCCUUCCACUAAGGGUGCUGGCAGCUUCAAUUGAACGUUUAUUGCUUUGCAGCUUCAGCCUACAGUUAUGACUUUCUGUUUGUUCUGUCCAAGGGACUAGUAAUAAACUGAUCUGUUUAUUAGA
Messenger RNA from Anolis sagrei ordinatus, 2553 nucleotides. It is a transcript of the gene FAM107A, whose product is annotated as family with sequence similarity 107 member A. Lineage: Eukaryota; Metazoa; Chordata; Lepidosauria; Squamata; Anolidae. Gene Ontology annotation, cellular component: neuron projection; stress fiber; synapse. The record is from RefSeq and is a predicted model, not a curated record. Gene Ontology annotation, biological process: regulation of actin cytoskeleton organization; actin filament polymerization; actin filament bundle assembly.